This is a messenger RNA of Epinephelus lanceolatus (giant grouper), 1713 nucleotides long. RefSeq names its product SVOP-like (gene svopl). Gene Ontology annotation, cellular component: membrane. Gene Ontology annotation, molecular function: transmembrane transporter activity. The record is from RefSeq and is a predicted model, not a curated record. Gene Ontology annotation, biological process: transmembrane transport. NCBI's taxonomy places the organism in Eukaryota, Metazoa, Chordata, Actinopteri, Perciformes, Serranidae.
CUGACGUCACAGCUGCUUCCUGAUUCACCUGGGCAGGUCAACAACAGGUAGAAUACCGGAAUAACCUGUAGAAGAAGUGAUGUGUGUGUGAACAGAAUGAUCAGAGACACAGAGGACAGACAGCACUGAUGGGGGAUUAUAUGAAGACUCAGCUGGUGAGUGCAAUCCAGCUGCAGGAGGUGGAACUGCAGGACAACCAGCAGGACAGCAAGAAGAACAAUAAUGCAGCAGACAAGACGUUCACUGUGGAGGAAGCUGUGGAAACAAUCGGCUUCGGACGCUUUCAUGUCCUGCUGUUUGUCAUCAUGGGGAGCUCCAACAUCGUGGAGGCGAUGGAGAUCAUGCUGCUGGCCGUAGUUUCUCCAGAGAUCCGAUGUGAGUGGCAUCUAGACGACUGGCAGGUCGCUCUCGUUUCCACCAUGGUGUUCCUGGGUUUCAUGCUGUGUGGAGUUUUGGGAGGAUACAUCGCUGACAGAUACGGACGCUGGAAGGUGGUGUUUGGCGGCUUUGUGUGGAGCGCAUACUUCUCUCUGCUGACCUCGUUCGCUCCGUCGUACAGCUGGUUCAUCUUCCUGCGCAGCAUGGUGGGCUGCGGCGUCGCUGGGGUGUCACAGGGGUUUGUGUUGAAGACUGAGUUUAUUCCUGCAAAGUACCGAGCGUCUCUGCUGCCGCUCGCCUCUAUCUUCUGGAUGACAGGCUCCAUGUUGAUCAUCUUACUGGGGAUGUUGGUGGUUCCCAGUCUGGGCUGGAGGUGGAUGAUCCGGAUCUCCGUCACUCCCAGUAUCAUCCUCAUCUUCCUGUUCAAGUACAUCCCAGAGUCGGCUCGUUAUAAUGUCUCAGCAGGAAACGUCGGCGCCGCCGUUGAGACUCUGCAGCGAAUCGCUCAGAUGAACCGAGCGUCUCUUCCCCCGGGACGCCUCGUGGAGCCGGUGGUGAGGGAAAGAGGAAACUGGAGGAUUCUGCUGAACUCGUCUUUCAGGAGGACGUCUGUCCUGCUGUGGUACUCCUGGUUCGUGGCGUCCUUUGCAUACUACGGCUCGGUGCUGAGCAGCUCGGAGCUGCUGGAGAAGAACCUGUUGUGUAUGACGGAUGCCGACCAAGAGCAUCAGGUCAAACACCGCCAUGAGGACGGGCUGUGUUACUGCAUCCCCUUCCAGUUCAGCGACUACCAGACGCUGCUCAUCAGCAGCCUCGGCGAGGUUGCACUGGUCCCAUUAAACAUCUGUCUGCUGAACGUGGUUGGACGGAGGAUGAGUCUGACGGUGGUUCAGCUGCUCGCUGCCAUCGUCUUCAUGAUGAUCAACAUCUGCACCACCAUGUUUGGGUUCACGGUGUUGCUGUUCCUGCUCCGGUCUCUGGUCUCCAUGAACUUUAAUGUGGUUUAUAUUUACACUGCUGAGGUGUACCCCACGGUGGCGCGGUCUCUGGGGAUGGGCUUCUGUACGUCGUUCAGUCGCAUCGGAGGAAUGAUCGCUCCGUUUAUUGCUCAGGUGCUGAUGUCUCAGUCUGUGAUUCUGGCGCUCACUCCGUUCGCCGUGGCGUGUGUGAUCUGCUCUCUGGCAAACUUCCUGCUGCCGAUAGAAACUAAAGGCCGAGCUUUGCUGCAAACCUCCUGACGGCGUCUCCAAACAAACAAAGAAACAAACUGUUACUGCGAUUUUAUUCUUUGUUACAUCUGUGAUAUAAAAAUAUUAAAUAUGUUUGUGACAUCAA